Molecule: messenger RNA, 1011 nt
Organism: Sclerotinia sclerotiorum 1980 UF-70
Lineage: Eukaryota; Fungi; Ascomycota; Leotiomycetes; Helotiales; Sclerotiniaceae
Exons: 2
Coding region: 1-1011 (336 amino acids)
Biological process (GO): monoatomic ion transport
Cellular component (GO): endoplasmic reticulum; plasma membrane
Molecular function (GO): monoatomic ion channel activity
Source: RefSeq, a predicted model, not a curated record
AUGAUCGAGAAACGCAACGAGGCGCUACACAUAAACCCAGAUGUUUUCCACUAUCCUACCUCUACCGAUAUAGCUAUCACAACCCGUGGAAGCGAUGUGUAUUGGGCCAUCACUGCCGCAAUGGCCUUUGCAACUCUAUGUUUCCUAGCAUGGAGUUUCCGCAUUCCACGAAGCAAACGUAUUUUUCAUUAUAUUACUGCGGCUAUCACGAUGACGGCUGCAAUUGCUUAUUUUACCAUGGCCUCGAAUUUGGGAUAUGCUUCCAUCAUUCAGGAAUUUCAACGUGGUAAUCCGAAAGUUAGGGGUGUUACGAGGGAGAUUUUCUACGUGAGAUAUAUCGAUUGGGUUGUUACUACUCCUCUGUUACUCUUAGAUAUCCUCUUAACAGCCGGUCUUCCAUGGCCUACAAUCCUAUUCACGAUAUUUCUCGACGAGGUAAUGAUUAUCACCGGACUCGUCGGUGCCCUCGUCGCCUCCUCUUAUAAAUGGGGAUACUUCGUCUUCGCCAUGUUCGCCCUCUUCGGCAUCGCCUGGAACAUCCUCUUCGUCGGUGCUCGCCACGCUAAAUCCCUAGGCACAGAAGUAAACAAAACAUACUGGAUGUGCGGGGGCAUCACCAUGUUCCUGUGGUUUCUAUAUCCUAUCGCAUGGGGACUCUCAGAGGGCGGAAAUAUCAUAGCUCCUGAUUCCGAAGCUGUGUUCUAUGGUGUUCUGGAUGUACUUGCUAAGAUUGGUUUUGGGAUUUUGCUCCUGAAUGGUCAUCGCAAUAUUGAUCCGGCUCAUCUGGGUUUGCAUAUUAGGGAUUAUAAUGAGCAGCCGGGUUCGUUUCAUGAGAAGAAUUCAUAUGCGAAUGGUGCGGCUGGUAGUUCGUCUGCUCCGGUGACGGGGGCGGGUGCGGGUACGUCGACGGGUUAUGGUAAUGGGUUUGGUGCGACUGGGGCUACGGCGGCGCAUUCAAAUGCUGCUGCUCGUGAUGGCGGGGCUCAACCGGUUAAUUCGUCGGUGGUUUGA